UCAUCAUAGCAUUCAGACAUUUACGUGACUAAGAACUAUGGCUAGAAAAAUUAAUUUAAUUUUUCUGCUUCUGGUUGCUUGCAUUAUUUUAAUGGUACCUCCUAACCUAUGCCAGGAUGAAUCUGACAGAGAAUUUUAUGAUUGCUUUAUGUUUCAAAUUUGCGACUGUGACAUGCUGGGUGAAUACGAGCAGUGUUGGUCUAUAUCCCCUACAUCGUUUCAAGAUCAUUCUCGUGGGACAAUGGCGGACUGCAGUUCUUUAGAGCCUGCAAGCAGUUCUAUGCAUGAUAUUGGAAAAGCGCUGUGUUCACAUGAUAGAGAUGAAGCGUACCCUUGUUUCAAACAAGUCGUUGAAGGUAUGAAACAAUACGAGAGUGAUUUGCUCAAGAGAUUUGAAGUGAAAACAAAACAACAAAUAGAUAGAGCAAAGGUCUGCAUUUUGCCUUAUCUAAUGAGGUGCGAAGAACAGGACCGCGAGUGCAUGCGAUAAGGUACAAGUGAGAAGAAGAAGUAUCUUUGGAAUCAAGAGUAUUUUCUUAAUUAUUGAUUAUUAAUAAUUUAGAAUUCUGAGUGCUGAAUAAAAUGUACCUAAAUUACAGGUCAUCAUUAAAAAGCUGCUUCAAAGGUUA
Molecule: messenger RNA, 629 nt
Organism: Stegodyphus dumicola
Lineage: Eukaryota; Metazoa; Arthropoda; Arachnida; Araneae; Eresidae
Source: RefSeq, a predicted model, not a curated record